GGGACAUGGCUUCAAGCUUUAACAUUUGGUAGUUGAAAGCUGGAACUUUUACCCCUCUCUCUCUCUCUCCGUCUCACUCACUCUGCAUUGGUCCCCCUGCAACUCUGCUGGCCUUUCGCCGUCUUCUACGUCCACUUGGAUUCUCUCUCCCUCUCUGUGAAAUCAUGGGUUCUCUUCGUUCGAGCUCAGUUACUAAUUCUUGAGGCUUUAUCUGAUUUACCAUCUGGAUUGGUGUAAUUUGACUAAUCCAAGAUACUUUGGUUUCCCCAAAACCACGUUUCUUGCUUUCCUUUUGGGAAUGCUCUGUCCAUGAUUGUUUCUAUCUGGGUAUUGGGUAGAAUAACAGUGAUUUUCCAGCUCUUCACAAUGCCUUUGUCCGAGCUUUAUCGGAUGGCCGGAAGGGUUGAUUCAAGUCAAGAUUUUGAAAAUGAUUUUCUUGAGUUAGUAUGGGAAAAUGGUCAGGUUAUGAUGCAGGGUCAGUCCAGUAGAACUAGGAAGAAUCCGUCUUUUAAUAGCUUACCGUCUUUUAGCAACCCAAAAAAUCGAGAUAGAGAUGUAGGAAAUGGCAAUAUUGGGAAGACAGGAAAAUUUGGGUCUGUGGUGGAUUCUGGAUUGGAUGAAAUUCCGUUGUCAGUGCCAUCUUCUGAGAUGGGUUUGAGUGAGGAUGAUGACAUGUUGCCUUGGUUGAAUUAUUCCAUUGAUGAGCCUUUACAUCAUGAGUACUGCCAUGAUUUUUUGCCUGAAUUUUCUAGUGCAACUGCAAAUGAGGCUUCCACCAAUCACAAUCUUGCCUCGAUCGAUAAGAGGAGUAGUUCUAGUCAGGUGUUUAGGGAUUCCAAUUCCAAUUCUGCACAUGAAGGUGCUUGUUUGCAACAAAGGAAUGUGGGAAAGGUUCCUUUGAACGGUGGUGCUGAUGUUAGCAGACCUAGAUCUGGUGCUACUCAGUUGUAUUCGUUAUCAUCGCAGCGAUCCCAAGCGUCGUUUCCAUCUUUUAGAUCAAGGGUUUCGGAUACUGCUGGUGAUAAUACAAGUAGUGCCACUCAUCGUGGUGUUGGCAAGAAUUCAACUCAUAUUUCAUCUGCAGGCGGGUCUCCUGGAAUGAAGAUACCGAGGCCAGAUCCAGUAACGCCUAGCAAUAAUAAUCCAUCCAUAGUGAACUUUUCCCAUUUUUCACGACCAGCUGCUCUUGCGAAAGCUAAUGUUCAGACCAACGGUGUGAUGGCUGGCUCAGGUUCAUCAAGCAUGAUAAGGAUUGCAAAUAAGGACAAGUUUUCAUCUGCAACUAGUAACAGUCUGCCCGAGUCAAUGCUAAUUGAUUCCAGCAGUAGUGCACCAAAGGAGUCAAAUUCACAAUGCCAACAGAUUCUAGUGAGAUCCAGUGUUGAAUUGAAACCAACAGAAGCUAAGCAUCUUGAGGAACCAUGUACUGCUAAGCGGUCUGAGGGAACAUGCCAAGAGGAAACCUCUAAGAAUGACAUAAAUUCCAAUCAUAUUCCUUGUGAAAGUGCAGUUAGGGUAUCUCCAAAUGGUGAAAAAACUGUGGAGCCAGUUGUUGCUUCUUCUGUUUGCUCAGGCAAUAGUGUGGAGAGAGGUUCAGAUGACCCAACACAAGCUUUGAAGAGAAAAUUUCGUGAGACUGAUGAGUCUGAAUGCCAUAGUGAUGAUGUAGAGGAAGAAUACAUGGGUGUGAAGAAAGGAGCUCAUGCUCGAGGCAUGGGUUCCAAGAGAAGCAGAGCAGCAGAAGUGCAUAAUUUAUCAGAGAGGAAGCGAAGGGACAGAAUCAAUGAGAAGAUGCGUGCGCUACAGGAACUCAUACCCAAUUGCAAUAAGGUGGACAAAGCUUCAAUGCUGGAUGAGGCUAUUGAGUAUUUGAAGACGCUUCAACUCCAAUUACAGAUGAUGUCAAUGGGGGCUGGUAUGUAUAUGCCACCAAUGAUGUUACCACCAGGAAUGCAACACAUGCAUGGACCCUGUAUGGCUCAUUUCUCGCCCAUGGGUGUUGGAAUGGGAAUGGGAAUGGGAUUAGGCAUGGGUUUUGGGAUGGGUAUGCCCGACAUGAUUGGUGCAUCUUCUAGUUACCCUAUGCUUCAGGUGCCCCCCAUGCAAGGAGCACAUUUCCCUGGUUCACAUAUGGCAGGGCACACCGCCUUCAAUGGGAUGAUGGGAUCUAACCUUCAGAUGUUUGGGCUUCCUAGUCAAGGAGUUCCAGUGCCGAUGCAACGUGCUCCCUUAGCUCCCUCAUCGGCAGGUCCCUUUGUGAAGUCAUCUGGAGGACUAAAUGCAAGCAGUUCAGGAGGACCUGUGGAAAAUGUGGAAUCAGCUCCAGUUUCUGGUUCAAAGGAUUCAGUUCAGAACAUGAACUCACAAGCGAUGCAAAACAGCAAUGCCAAUAGCUCUAUGAAUCAAACAUCUAGUCAGGGCCAAGCAACUAAUGAGGGAUUUGCACAGUCUGCAUUGGUGCGAAAUAAUGUUCAAGCGACUGAUGUUAACAACAACAGAGCUGACGGAUAGCAGAAACGACGUUGUGUUUAGCCGAGCAGCUAGUUUCGGUUAACAAGCAGUUCUAUCCGUCGUUGGAGGAGAGAAAUCCAUGUUGCAGCAUCCUGAGAUUGGACCUUUUUUGCUUGCUUCUGAUCUGGGUAGAUGCAUUUUACAAGUACACAAAAAAGUAUGACCGAGUCGAAGAGUUUGAUUGAACCAUGGUAAUAACCAUCUGAAUUCUAAUUUCAGGAGAGUGCAAUUACAUGUUGCACAGAAUUAGGUACCUUGAGAAGACUUUGAAGUCCCUUCUAGCAUUUGUACAUUCACUUUGUAGUCGGUGAGGUAGCGCGAUGCAAACGAGUUGAGAAUAUACCGGGCUAUGUAUUAAAUGUGUGUUUUGGACAUAUUAUAACAAUUCUUUGAAUUAAUGAAAUGAUAGUAAUGUCUGAAUA
This is a messenger RNA of Pyrus x bretschneideri (Chinese white pear), 2933 nucleotides long. Its product is annotated as transcription factor PIF3-like. Gene Ontology annotation, molecular function: protein dimerization activity; DNA-binding transcription factor activity. The coding region runs from base 310 to 2511 and encodes 733 amino acids. The transcript has 9 exons. Gene Ontology annotation, biological process: regulation of DNA-templated transcription. The record is from RefSeq and is a predicted model, not a curated record. NCBI's taxonomy places the organism in Eukaryota, Viridiplantae, Streptophyta, Magnoliopsida, Rosales, Rosaceae.